Molecule: messenger RNA, 1920 nt
Organism: Xiphias gladius (swordfish)
Lineage: Eukaryota; Metazoa; Chordata; Actinopteri; Istiophoriformes; Xiphiidae
Gene: ifngr2
Product: interferon gamma receptor 2
Exons: 7
Coding region: 16-876 (286 amino acids)
Molecular function (GO): protein binding
Source: RefSeq, a predicted model, not a curated record
AAUGACGCUUUCACAAUGCUUUUAAUUUUGCUGUGCAUUCAAGCCGUCGUCCAAGUUCCAGUACUGUCUGAAGUGAUGCUGGAGCCACCACAGAACAUCCAUUUUGAUGAGCAGCUCCUGAUAUGGACUCCUGCCACCGAGGAGAGAAAUGUCACCUACACCGCUGAGUACCGCAGGUUUGGCACCAGUGAGUGGAAAGAUAUACAAACCUGCACCCAGAAAUCUUUCAGUUCCUGUAUCAUCAAUUUCUCCAAACCUGAGCAUGUGCAUGAAUGUGUUAUGCUGCGUGUGCGAGCGGAGAGAGGUGGGCUGACCUCAAGACCCGUCAAAGCCUGUUCAAGACAUGGUAGUCUCUGUACCCCUGAAGUCAGUCUGACUGCACGGCCUGGCUCCCUGACUGUAUAUCUGAGCAGGAAUCACGGUUUGGCUGUGGAACAUGAGGACCAUGUAAAACAUAGGGUUUACUAUGGCAAAGAAGGAGAGUCACAGCAGAAGUAUAAAGAUGCUGCCUCCUCAGUGUCCAUCCACGAGCUGGAGGAGGGACAACGUUACUGUACAAAGGUGCAGUAUAUUCACUACAAUAAACCUGUUGGACCGGAAAGUUGUACCCAGUGUGAGGUCAUCCCCAAGACAAGACAUGAGCCAAAACAAACAGUGGUAAUAGUAGCUGUGUUGGUCAUCGUUGCCCUUGUCAUUCUGAUGUAUGCGAUAGCGUAUAUCCUCAUCGUCCAAUGUGGAAGAAUCAAACAGUGGCUGCAACCACCAUGCGAGAUCCCAGACCACUUUCUCCUUGAGCCAUUUCCUGAGCAUCAGGUUUGCAGCUCCUCAGGCAGCCCCAGUGAAGGGCACUUGGAUGUCAUUUCCUCUAUUUCCUGAAAGCAGCUGCCCUUCCUCUGUUCCUGCGCUACUACCACCUCCUUGUUUCCUGCUUAUUUGUGGGGAUCAUGCUGUAGGUUUGACCCAUUUGAGACUCUCUCUGCAAGCUACUGUCCUGAACUCCCCACAUUUAUAUCUGGUCUGCUUCUCCCUGAAGCCAGACUUUCUGCUGAGAUGGAUUUAGACUCAGGACAAGCAAACACUUGAUUUAAAGUUGUAACUCAGAUGCUGGGAGGUGAAAACUUAAUUUGAUGUACAUUUAGCUUGCAUUCAGGAGAGCAAAAGGGAGCAAUGAAAAGACGGAACCACUUGCCAGACUGCUCAAGUUAAUAACCUCAAAAAUAUGUUAUUAUCUUGACAUUCAUUUGGUUUAAUAUGGCUGCAAAAUACUAGAAAAUAUCCUUCAUAGGAGAUGUAAAAUAAAAAUACUGAGGUCCAAAUUUAAGAGGUUUGCACAGGGAAGUGUGUGUGCCAGUUGAGAAAAUAACUAGAUAAGGAACACAGUUGGUAGCAGUUUUGUACCUUUUUUAUGAGGAUACAUGUGUAAAAUACACUUUGCGCUGUCUACCUACAGAGAGCCACAGUCGACAUAAAUCAGCUUUCCAGAAUCAGUUUAAAACCAAAUGCAGACAGCAGUCGCAAAGGAUCAUUGUGGCCUCACCAUACGUCUACUUGACACUAGUUUUAGGGAAGAUCACCAAAGGUCCUUCUUUUAUGCUGUACUGAAUUGAUAUUUCUUCAAAAAAAAAAAAAUGCCUGUACACUAUUUCAUAUUUUAUAUUGUUCAUUUGCUUAUUAUAAUUCAUAUCACUUCCAUUUCUAAGCACUUUUUAAUAAAAAUCACGGCAUUUUUGCUUUUGUAGGUAGCAAUUAACCAGAACAGCCGCUUAUAACAUUACAGCAUUAUCUAAUUUUGAUUUGGUUUUAUUCUAAUAUAAAACCACCUACACACUUGUCCAUAUAUUCAUCAAAAAAGCUUAACUAACACAUAGAUACAGUCCAACAUAAAACAUCAUUAGAGCAGAGUGAAUUUUUUUUUUUUUU